This is a messenger RNA of Musca domestica (house fly), 1018 nucleotides long. RefSeq lists its product as uncharacterized. The coding region runs from base 258 to 791 and encodes 177 amino acids. The transcript has 3 exons. NCBI's taxonomy places the organism in Eukaryota, Metazoa, Arthropoda, Insecta, Diptera, Muscidae. The record is from RefSeq and is a predicted model, not a curated record.
UUUUUGUCUUAGCAACAAACUUAGAUAACAUCAUCGCCAAUUGGCAUAUAUAUUUUUCCAAAUCCGGAUAUUCGAGAUCACACCAAUUAAAAUCGAAUUAUUUUAAUGCUAAUUAGACGCUUAAUUUUCAAAUUUAUUUUUUAAAACUUAAUGGAUACAAUUAGUUAAUUGUAGAUCAAUAUUUAUGCGAUUUUCAAAAGUGCAAACACAUUUUUUUCAAAAUUUUUUUAAGUAAAAUAAAUCAUAUCGCUGCAAGCAUGAGGGUAAUAUAUUGGAUUUGUGGGUUCAUCCUGGUGACCUGUGCUAUGGCUAGGCGCGAUUACACCAUUGAACUGGAGAAUAUAACCCCCAUCAUCACGGGCAUUCCAUUUUUGAAAUCCCUUAAUUUUUCUCUCACCAAUCAAAAGGCUGCCAACAUGGAUGCCAUGUUCAAUGUCAAAGUCAACAAAUUACCAGUUAUUGCCUCUGUGUUUCUCUUGACCAAGGGUAAACGUCGCCUCAACCUUUUUCAGAUGUCAAUGGAUAUAUGUGAAGCUCUCAACAAUACGGCGCCCAAUAAAUUUCUCUCAGUAUUUAAAGAUGAAAUGUUGCGAACAUCGAAUAUACCAAAACAUUGUCCUUUGCAGGAGAAUGUCCUCUAUUCCGUACGCAACUAUACCGUCAACGAUGAAUCCUAUCCCCCGAUGUUACCUGAUGCCACAUGGCAGUUUGAAAUAAAUAUCAAUAAUGGCAACAAUAAAAAUCUUAAAACUGGCAUUGUGAAAAUUACAGGUCACAUUCGCAGGAUAUAAUACAGUAACCAGAUUUCCAACCUAUUUUUUAGGUUGCAUUGUAAAAUGUGUAGUACUAUUAAUUAAACCUAGAGAAUAUAUACCACAAUCGGAUGGCUUAUUUAGAUCUAUGGAUACAUGGCAUUGAAAUCUGUAUAAGUGAAUUGGAUUAUUCUGCUUCACCAAAUUUAGACUAGAUCAGAUACUUGAUUCGUUUUAUAUGAAAUACAUAAAAGAGUACCAAAAUA